Molecule: messenger RNA, 1776 nt
Organism: Mesocricetus auratus (golden hamster)
Lineage: Eukaryota; Metazoa; Chordata; Mammalia; Rodentia; Cricetidae
Product: nephrocan
Exons: 3
Coding region: 1-1539 (512 amino acids)
Molecular function (GO): protein binding
Source: RefSeq, a predicted model, not a curated record
AUGCAUUUGCUUUGCGCUGGUCUUCUUUGGCUCUCUCUUAGCAAUGGCCUCAGCGCUGACUGUCCAGGACGAUGUAGCUGUGAGUCCAGGCAGUUUGUACAGUGCUACAGGCUCAUGGAAGUACCUUCAGGCAUUCCUUCCACCACCAAGAGUCUCUACAUUAGCCACAGCAGAAUCCAGCACCUUCAGCUGUCUAACUUCACUGGGCUGUUGGCUCUAGAAGAUUUUAUUCUGCUGGCCAGUGGAACAGAGUCUGUAGAAAAUGACACAUUCAAAACUUUGAGUACUUUAAGGACCCUAGAAUUUUGGAAAAAUAAAUUGAGACGAGUCCCCAGUGCUCUCCCAGCCAACCUCGAAGUGUUAAAAUUAAAUGAUAAUUCGAUAUGCGCUCUACAUGCAUCGGAUUUUGAAGGACUGAAAAAAUUAAAAGUCCUUGAACUUAAAAACAACUUGAUUUCUUCCCUGUCUCCCAGCAUGCUCCCCUCACUCAUCAGUUUGCGAAGUUUGAUGGUGGAUGGAAACAAUAUAGAGUCUAUAGCUGGACCACUGAGCCUUCCACAUCUGAAGCACAUGAGCAUGGAGAACAACAAACUCCAUCUUAUACCAGGGAAUGUCUUCACUUCUCUGCAGAAUUUGCAAUUUCUCAGUUUCAGUGGUAACUUUCUGACUAAAAUUCCUACAAAUCUACCCAAAUCCUUGCUAUCUUUAAAGAUGGAGAGAAACCAGCUCAAAGUCAUUAGGUUUCGAGAUGUGAGACACUUGGAGAACCUGUCCCGUCUUUACCUGUCAGAGAACUUCCUGUCUUCCAUUGACGGGGUGCAGCUGCUUACCAAUUUAACUACGCUUGAGGUCUCCCAAAACCGGCUUCAGACAUUGCCUCCCAGGCUACCAGCAAGGUUGCAGAAACUCGACUGUAGCAGUAACUUCAUUCAGAAAGUGACAGCACCAGAGUUCCAGGACCUCCGAGACCUGAAACACCUGUUCCUAGACAACAAUGUUGUCAGCGUGUUUGAGGCUGGAGCCCUUCAGAGGUGCUCUCAGCUGUCCAACCUGGCCCUGGAGCAGAAUCUUCUAUUGUCCAUACCUCUGAGGCUUCCCAAGACCCUGGCCAGGCUGGACCUCAAGGGCAAUGCCAUCCAGAACAUGUCUGAGAGGGAGCUCAGGGACCUCAAACUGCUUCAGGUUCUCAACUUGAGGAACAACAAGAUCUCAGCCUUAGAUCUCAAGGCACUGGAGGGGCUGCCUCGCCUCAGGCACCUGUACCUGGAUGGAAACCCCUGGAACUGCACCUGCAGUGUCCUACGAGCCAGGGAAGUCCUGAAGGCCAAGGGUACGGAUGUGAAAGGAGGACAGUGUGCAGCCCCAGCCGAGCGACAAGGGGAGAGCUGGAUGUCUUCCAAGAAGAUCGUAAGACAGUGCGAGCAUCACUUACACCAGAAUGAGAAAAGCAAAGAGAGCAAGAAGAAAUCGAAGCUGGAAGACUCUUCCAGCAUCAGACUCAGCAUGGACGAUGAUGACGAUGAUUAUGAAAUAGAUUAGAGAUGAGCUUUGCUUUCAGUUUAGAAAUGACUUUUAAUGUUCACUCUUAAGCAGAAAUACGCUAUCAUUUAGAUAUGCAAGCCACCUUUGUAAGUGGCCUUUGUUAUUUUUGAAGAUGAAAUAAGGGUUAACAUUAGUUUAAAUGCAGGAGGAAAGAAGCAAUAGAUGUGUUUCCCAUUUUGAAACAAUUUGUGUUAUAGUCUGCAACCUAGACAAAUAAUGUCAAAUAAAAUUAUC